AUGGCCGAGGUAGCCUUCGCCAAAACCUUCCUCUCUACCCUUGACGCGCGGCCCUCAAGGCUAUCUGCCGAUCAUGUGGAAAGUCCAAGGAAUUACCCUGGCCGCCCGGCUUAUAUCCUUCCUCGGAUGCCCAAAGCCAUGAGCCAGCCUACCAACCUGGCCCCAGGGCAAGAGCGGAGUGUAACGGUCACGAUCAAGUCCCUGCGGAACCCACCCCUCAAUAUCAAGCUCGCUUCGCAACCAAUGUCUACCUCGCUCCUUGACAUCAAGUCCAAUGUCUCAAGCCAAACGAGAAUACCGGUGGACAAGCUGAAGAUUCUCCACAACAAGCGACCUCUGACAGAUAGCAAGAUCCUCAAAGAUGUCUUGGCGGAAAGCGAAACGGCUGUUGAGUUUUCCGUCAUGGUCAUUGGCGGCGCCGCAGCUAUUGUUCCCGAGAACGCCGCUUCCUCGGCCGCUGCGGUUGCGCUUACAGGCGUUGCGGCGGUAGAGACUGAUGCAUUCUGGACCGACCUCAAGGCUUUCUUGACGCAGCGGCUGAAGGACGAGACAGCGGCUGAGCAUCUGUCCAGCCUCUUCCGGUCCGGUUGGGAGUCUAGCAAGUCGACACAAUCAUGA
Drechmeria coniospora is the source of this 618-nucleotide messenger RNA. Its product is annotated as Ubiquitin supergroup. Gene Ontology annotation, molecular function: protein binding. Lineage: Eukaryota; Fungi; Ascomycota; Sordariomycetes; Hypocreales; Ophiocordycipitaceae. Gene Ontology annotation, biological process: post-translational protein targeting to endoplasmic reticulum membrane. The transcript is spliced from 2 exons. The coding region runs from base 1 to 618 and encodes 205 amino acids. The record is from RefSeq and is a predicted model, not a curated record.